Scylla paramamosain (green mud crab) is the source of this 1085-nucleotide messenger RNA. Its product is annotated as cuticle protein AM1199-like. The record is from RefSeq and is a predicted model, not a curated record. Gene Ontology annotation, molecular function: structural constituent of chitin-based larval cuticle. The transcript is spliced from 3 exons. The coding region runs from base 515 to 943 and encodes 142 amino acids. Gene Ontology annotation, cellular component: chitin-based extracellular matrix. Lineage: Eukaryota; Metazoa; Arthropoda; Malacostraca; Decapoda; Portunidae.
GGAGAAGCCUUUGCUGCCUUUGUCUUGCAGUGAAAUCACUAAAGGCUGACAAUGCUAAUGCUGGUGAUGAUAAUACCUCUAAAACCGGUUGUAAAGUAACACCACCAGCCACGCCCAGGAUGCACCCGGCAUGGAGAUCCGCGGCCUGGUUGACAGACACCACGUGGGAAGAGGUCUUUGUCGCCCGUCCCGCCAAGCGAGUUACUCAACCUGCGUGCCUUGAACUUGUUCCUCAUAAUCCGAGUGAACGAUUUUUUACGUGACUGCAAACACCGCCUCAGGAAUUCAAAGCCCUUUUUUUAGUGCAGUGAAUCUAGUGCCAUUUAACGCAUAACUUGUCGGUGAAGCAAUAUUAGUGUUAAUUUGAUCCUCAUGUCUGACCUGAUAAUGGCAAUGAUCAAGGAUAAAAUUUUACACGAAGAAUCCUGAGCAGUAUAUAAGCGACAGAAGACAGCGUAAUGACAUCAGUCAGCAGCAUCCUGUCCAUUUGCGUCUCGACAUAACCACCACCACCAUGAAGACUGUUGUAAUGCUGGCGCUGGUCGCUGUGGUGACGGCAGACAAGCUGUACGAACCGCCAUCCAAAGACAAAUCUCACAUUGCCAUCAUUAAGGACGAGAGAGUGCAGCCUGACGCCAAGGGAUACUAUGUCUUCGAUGUCGAGACCGAGGAUGGUAUUCAGAGGCACGAGUCUGGCGGGGAGGGCGGCAGACAGCAGGGGUCUUACAGCUACACCGCCCCUGACGGCACACCAGUCUUCGUAAAGUUUGUCGCAGACGACCAAGGCUACCAUCCCGAAUCUGAUCUGCUGCCCGUGGCCCCCGAGUUCCCCUAUCCCAUCCCCGAGUUCGUGCUGGACCAGAUCGCCUUCGCUGCCAAGGAGGACGCCGCCAAGGCCAGCGUUAAGGCGAGGAAGCCCAGCCAGAGUUACGGUGCGCCGUAAUGACAUUAAUUCACAUGGUUAAUUUAUCUUCUCGCGUUACUGGAAUUUGCCUUCUCCUAUGUGCCUCACAGCCUCCCCAUCAUGCCUCCAAAUACUCUAACUGAUUGAUCUGUGUGUGUGUGUGUGUGUGUGUGUGUGUGUG